Saprolegnia diclina VS20 is the source of this 336-nucleotide messenger RNA. RefSeq lists its product as hypothetical. The record is from RefSeq and is a predicted model, not a curated record. The transcript has a single exon. NCBI's taxonomy places the organism in Eukaryota, Oomycota, Saprolegniomycetes, Saprolegniales, Saprolegniaceae. Bases 1 to 336 code for a protein of 111 amino acids.
AUGCGGUGGCUUUACGUUGCGGCGCUGCCGUCCGUCCACGCCGUGGGCAUCUACUUCUUCUGGGUCUCCAACGUGCGCAUUGGCUCCCGCAUGCAGUGCGACAGCGCGCCGAAACGCUGUCCCGGAGACCUCCUCGCGUACCGGCGCGAAGCGUUGCAGUGUGAGUUUGAAGCGUGCAAGGACGCGACGCACCCGCCAGGAUACGUGCCGACGCCGCCACCAACGCCAGAACCGACCGACGCCAAGUUUGUGAUCAUUGCCGCCUACACCCCCGUGGUUGCUCUGGCGACGCCGCGCCUGCGAAGCCAUCCCACAGUAAAUACGACGCGCGCGUGA